This is a messenger RNA of Debaryomyces tyrocola, 1071 nucleotides long. NCBI's taxonomy places the organism in Eukaryota, Fungi, Ascomycota, Pichiomycetes, Serinales, Debaryomycetaceae. The record is from the annotation of a GenBank genome assembly.
AUGGAUAGAUACGAAGAAACCUAUUUGGACGGAUCGGAGAUAACCAGUUUACAACACCAAGAGCAAGAGGAACAGGAACAAGAAGAGCAAAUACCAUCUCAUCCAGCAGCUACCCAGAAUAUAGUAGAUGAAGAAGAGUUGUUGGCAGCGCAAGCGGCAGCCGAGGCAGCAGCGGCAGCCCAACUGCAGCAACCAGGUGGUGCAUUCAAUAAUGUUGGACAGGGUUUAACGGGAGUUUAUAGAGAUAUGAUGAUGCAAUAUUGGCAGGAAACUAUUAAUUCGAUCGAACACGAUGAACACGAUUUUAAAAAUCACCAGUUACCGUUAGCUAGAAUCAAGAAAGUGAUGAAAACAGACGAAGACGUUCGUAUGAUAAGUGCAGAAGCCCCAAUUUUGUUCGCCAAGGGAUGUGAUGUAUUUAUAACUGAAUUAACUAUGAGAGCAUGGAUUCAUGCCGAAGAAAACAAGAGAAGAACAUUACAGAAGUCGGAUAUAGCUGCUGCUUUAACGAAGAGUGAUAUGUUUGAUUUCUUGAUUGAUAUUGUUCCAAGAGACGAAGAAAAGCCUAAAAAGUCAUACUCAUCCCUGUCCAGAUCUGGAAGCUACGCUAAUAUACCUCCAAAUUCGAAUCCAGCAUUGUCUAACGCAAGCCAGCAGCAAAUACCCACAAGUCAGCCUAAGAAUAUUUCUCAGAUUCCUGGGAAUAUCAACGAAGAUCAGGACAUAAAGAACGAUGACAGGCAAAUAAAUGAUCCGCAGAUUCUCCACCAACAAAUGCUCCAACAGCAAAUGUUGCAGCAGCAGCAGCAACAACAACAACAUCAACAUCAACAACAUCAUCAACAACAACAUCAACCACCACAACCACCACAGCAUCAGCAACACCAGCAACAACCACAACAACCAGAUCAAUCACAAGCAGAACAAUCCGAGCCGCAGUUACCACCACAGCAAAUAAAACUGGAACAAAAUUAUUCUGAGAUGCCCCAGUUCCCAGAGGGAACUACACAACCACCCCAAAUCAGCAACCGAAAUGAAUUUCAGAAUUUCAACUUCCAAGUUUACGAAUGA